AACAUCCUAGUCUAGUACAGUACGUAAGUGCGGCUUUGAUAGGCUGAUUCCUCAACCACGUCACUCUCAGCAACAGUUCUGUCGGUUCCACCCAUCCCCCAUUCGGUUCACAACGCCAUCUUUGCAUAUAGCUUUUCGUUUUCGGUGUGCAGUCAGAAUAAAAAAAUGGAAUUAUGGGAGAUGGUACCAGGACUGUGUGUCACUCUGUGGAUUAUAAAUCUUGUGAGGAAAACUGUACCGUGUGUAAUAAUGAAGAGGAAAAACCAACUGUGCAGUGUGAUCCAGGAAAACUCUGGAGGACGAGAGUUGUGCCAUGGAGAACAUCACUACUGUAUCCUGCACAAACAUUUCUGCUGGCGGUCAUUUCACCUACGUGUUGGUGCCUUUUCUGGUGACUGUUUUACAAGGCGACAAGGACUGUGAACAAGCCUGGUACAAUGAGGCAAAGGAGUUUUUAUCAGAUGGACAGGUUAGGAAUCGGACCGGGCUGGUUGUUGAUGUCACCAGUGAAAACAUCACGCUUUCUAAAUGCAUCAAGCUUUACUCUCUUGUGACGUGUCAUGGAUCAGGCCACAAGUUUCAACACAUUUACCAAGUGAUCAAUGAUUUCUCAAGCCAAGGAGAUGUGGAGAGGCAAAAAAAUACCACCUCCAUCACAAGAGUUUCUGGAGUCAAAAUUGAAGUGGUGAUUGUAGUCCUGAUUGUAGUUCCGAUUUUAGUCUUGAUUGCAAUCUGUUACUUCCUUAACCAAAGGAGGAUAGGGGGAGUCUGCCAAAGAUUGAUGCAGGGCAAUCGUACAGAUAAGAGUUAUAGCGAGGACCUGGAUGAUGUGAAGGCUAAUGGUUAUGUGAAUGGUGGUGGUGUGAAUGAAGCUCUUCUACUCCAAGCCAGCGUCGGUACAGUUGAUGAUGCCUAGACUUGGAGAGCAGCUGAGGAUUAUGGUUCAGCUUCAAAAGCUCCAUCAACUCUGCUUCUGACUUUUUUACAACUGCACUUUUCUACAUCUUUAUGCACUUUUUCUUAGGGUUUCUGGACUUUUUUCCACUUUUCUGCAAUUUCACUAGACACUUUUGCUAUAACUAAAACAUUUUUUAAAUAUUAGAUGGAUUUGGCUGUUUUAUUCAGGUUUUUUAGCCAAAAGUGCCAAAUUUUCAAUUGUAAAAAGACAUGCAAUUAUAUUUUUAUGCAGCGAUAUUUGAUUCCCUAAUUUAAAUGACCAUUGUUAAACGCGCUAUAUAAAGAAAAACCUGAAUUAAGUUGAAUUGAGUAUUUGAGUGGAAAGCAUUUCAGUUGAGUAUUUUUAUACCAUCAACUUGUUAAACACUAUGUUUCAUGCAUUAACAGCCAAAGAAAUCAUGAGCCAAUUAUAUUUUAAAACACUCAAAACAUUUUCAUUGUUUUAAAACAUUGCACAUCAUUCUGCAGUUUUAUUCUUUGUCUCUUCUCUGCAUGUGUUCUGGGCUUUUACAUCUUUGAGUGCUGCUGUCUUUUUCCGGGUUCAGCUUACUCGGUCAUCUCCCGCUGUCUGCUUACAUCAUUAACGUGCGAAAUAAAGAGCACAUAGAUGAACACGUACACAAUGAAAACAUGACAAAACAACACCGCAACGAUCAAUGGGAGGCACUGGCUUCAAAGUUCAAGUAUUGUUGCAAAUGGUCUGAAUACUUUAGGAUAUUUUGUUUAUCCUUUUUUUUUUAAUAAAAACUUUGUAAAAUAUUGAUUUCACUUCAUCAUUAUGGGAUACUGAGUGUAGAUUAAUGAGAAAAAAAGACUAGAAUCAGACGCCACAUAAAAUGUACGUAUAGCCAUAACAUUUUCUGCCAUUUUAAAGAAAAAAGUAUGCAUUUUUAAGUACUAUGACAAAAGCAACUUAUUGUUAUUAUUAUUGUUUGCAUUACACUUAAAAUCCAAUUAGUUGUGUCACCUAGAAAUUGACACAAAGCAUGUCUGAGGUGUGUUUGGGAACACAGUCAGGGUGUGAUUAGAAAGAACUGAGCACACUCUUGUGAAAAACCUGCCACCAGUCCCUCUUUUGUAAACAGCUUACACUAACAAAAUGAGUGGAUUGUAAAAGAGCACUUCUUCAUUCAGAUGUGUAUCUUACCACAGAUUCCAGAGUCCGAUAAAGAUGGAAAACUACUUUACUAUAUUUAUUUGUCUGUUUGCUUACUUACUAGUUAAAAUACAUUGUGUUAAAUUUAAAUACUGAUUACUGUUACCAGUAUAAUUUCACCUGGUACAUUACAUUAGUUACUUGUACAUUAAUGUAAUGAAAAUUAUGGAUCAUGUUAAAUAACUAGCAAAUAGCUCAGUCAAGGUGCCACUACAAUUUAUUAUUCAUUAAUUAAUUACACUUUAUAUGCUGCUUUGACAUGGUCAAUGUAUUGUUUUAAGUUAAAGCUCAGGUGACACACGUAACCCAACACCAACAAUUACAGUACAGCAUACAUCACUAAUAUGGGUGGGUACUAAUAUGACCCAGUGUUGAAGUAAGUGACUGUAAGUGCUGCACAUGAUCAGGGUCCAAUGUCUCUACUGUACAAAGAUUCACAUUCUAGUUUUCACAAGAUUAUAAUAGUUAUUUCAGCCAAAAAAAUUUCAAGAUUUCAUUAUUUUUUAAAAAUACUUUCAGAAUAUCAUUAGAUCAGUAUAGUUGUGGCUAACUUGUAGCUCACGGCAUGAUCUGAUUUGUUGGAUCUUUCAUUCCUUUGUCACUUUGUAGACUCUAAAGCUGAUCUUU
Molecule: messenger RNA, 2740 nt
Organism: Clarias gariepinus (North African catfish)
Lineage: Eukaryota; Metazoa; Chordata; Actinopteri; Siluriformes; Clariidae
Exons: 9
Coding region: 314-916 (200 amino acids)
Source: RefSeq, a predicted model, not a curated record